Messenger RNA from Eutrema salsugineum, 1243 nucleotides. RefSeq lists its product as uncharacterized. The record is from RefSeq and is a predicted model, not a curated record. Lineage: Eukaryota; Viridiplantae; Streptophyta; Magnoliopsida; Brassicales; Brassicaceae. The transcript is spliced from 3 exons. Bases 310 to 1125 code for a protein of 271 amino acids.
UGUUUCACGCGUCUUUAAAUACAGGCCUUACCCUCACCUUUAUUUUCUCAACCGCAAUUGGUCUUCCUUUUUUUUAUUCUUCUCUCUCUGUGUUUUCGAUUAGCAGCAAUACGAAUCGUGAAAAAACGAAAUCAGGGCUCACUUCUUCGUCCCUCGCUUCGAUUUUUUUGUUUGAUUUCGCGCCACAAAAGGUUCCUUAGGCAGAUUCUGAAACCUAGGUUCGAUUAGUUCCUGUCCGUGUCCGUGUCCGUGUCCGUGUCCGUUUUUCUGUUUGACCGAUUCGAUCUGAGAAAAGGAAUAAUCAAAGCGAUGCCGCGAUUUUACACAUCUCCACCGCCUGUGUAUGCGAGGAACUGGGCGAACGGUCAGAACUUGGUCGAAUCGACUAAGAUCGAAAGGCAAAUAGCACCUUCUAUAAAGGUGCACCGGAAAGAGAAGAAGGAGAAAAAGAGAGAAAAGAAACUUAAGAAUGAGAAAUCCAAACAGCAAUAUUUCCCGAGUACUAAGCAAGUCUCAGACGAAUCUGAACAACAUGAGAAGAGUUGUUUGACAGAAGAACAUCACCUUGUUGGGUAUUUGUCUGAUGGUAGUCAGAACAGUAAGAAGAGAAGAAGGGAAGCUUCUCCUGUUGUUGACAGUAAUAUCAAAGCUACGCCUGUAGCUGGUAAUCCACUACGGAUACGUUUUGUCUUCAAGAAACCAAAAGAAGCUGAGGUUGCUGUGCCUCAAGAGGAUCGUGUUUGCUCCACUUCAGGCACUGAUCGACCCAGUGAAAUAACAAGUUCUGUCCCAGUUCUUGAUGAGAAUCUGCUUUCAGCUCCACUUGAGAAUGGAAAGACUGCAAUUCCUUCUGAAUCAAAUAAGAGAAAGAAACGUAGGACAAGCAAAGAAUCCCGGUACAAUUCAUUGUUUGAUGAAUGUGUACUUCCCUCCAUUUCGAUGGAGGAAGAAAAUGGCCACAACGAUGAUUGGCUUUUCUGUGCCAGAGCGCAAGAGAAUGCUCCUACCAAGUCUAGUGAAGACAUGGUCACGAAUUUGCAGAAGUCGGGAGAAUCCUCCUUGCCUAGAGCUCAAUUUUUGCCUGAAGCGGGAAUUUUUUCAUUACCAUAUGCAGUCCUGUUUUAGGUCCCCAUAUUGUUUUGUUCUUUCUCAGCUUAGCCAUAGGCCUUAGUUUUGUACAGUAACACUGAUUGUAACAAUCACAAAGAUCAAUAAUACUUGAAUGAUCUCUGUAUUUUUUACA